CGCAAAGGUAAAGAACUUGCCGGUUCUUCAUCUCAAAGCCGAGAUGAUUUUGAAACGGGUUAUCAAAGGCGAGAUGGAGAUGCGAUGUCCGAAGAACAACUCCAACAAGAAUUGGCCCGACAUAAUAACCGCUUUCUACAACAACAACAAAUGCCGACGACCAUUGACGAAGAGGAGCUUGAGGAUGAAGAUGCGGAGGAAUUGGAACCGGAGACGGCCGAGGAGGAGGGUGCCGGCAUCCACGACGCCGACGAGCCUGCCUCAUCCCAAACCGCCACCGGUAAUAAAAAAAGUAAGUCUGAACUAAUGAAAAAUAAUUUUGAUAAAUGGAAGGACCCACAAACCGGCUAUUGGCACGCAACUUGCAAGUGGUGCAACAACAAUUAUAGUUUGGGAACCUCCGGCGGAUACGGAUCCGCCGCAAGGCAUCUUAAGGCAAAGCACCCCGUGGAGUAUGCAAAAUUAGGCGCCGGAACGGGGAAGCAAACUCAAAUAUCGAGAAAAUGAUGACUUUGACGUUCUAGACUGGUGGAAGUCAAAAGAAAGAACGUUCCCGAUUUUAGCACGGAUGGCUAAGCAAGUACUAUCAAUGCCGAUUUCAACAGUUGCUGUGGAACAAGAAUUUAGUUCGGCCGGCAACGUCCUAACGGCAUCUAGAUCGAGAUUGAGCACGG
Messenger RNA from Cuscuta epithymum, 674 nucleotides. NCBI's taxonomy places the organism in Eukaryota, Viridiplantae, Streptophyta, Magnoliopsida, Solanales, Convolvulaceae. The record is from the annotation of a GenBank genome assembly.